Molecule: messenger RNA, 2474 nt
Organism: Gastrolobium bilobum
Lineage: Eukaryota; Viridiplantae; Streptophyta; Magnoliopsida; Fabales; Fabaceae
Product: CBL-interacting serine/threonine-protein kinase 8-like
Exons: 14
Coding region: 618-1958 (446 amino acids)
Biological process (GO): signal transduction; protein phosphorylation
Molecular function (GO): ATP binding; protein kinase activity
Source: RefSeq, a predicted model, not a curated record
UUCGGAAAUGUUUAUUAUGGUUUAUGACCACCUAACGAUGAUCUGGUGCUUCCUUUUACAUUAUUUAUUUUUUUUAUUUUUUUUCUUUUUCAAUUUUACCUCUUCGUUUACACUAAAAAAAUCAUAUAAAAAAUAGUGAUCUCGUACCGCAAUAAAUAAUCUCCUCCGCUUCUAUCCUAUCACAUAAAAUAAAAAAUAAAAAAUUACGAUAUGCAAACUUUUGUUAAUUCUGAAAUCUCUUCUUCAUUUUAUCUUCCCUCACUCGUUUCUUCUUUUCUUUGAUUUCCAGCUGAGAAAAAUCGUUGGCUUGGGUCAGUGAUUCUUUCUUUGUUUUAUGACCUACCAAUCAACUUCCCUUCCCAGCUGUCAAACAGGCCUUCCUUUUACUUUUCCUUUUUUUUUUUUUUUUGGUUGAUUUCGAAAAAUAAGGUUCUUUUUCAGUUUCUCUAAUUCCUCGCAUAGCAAAAGCGAAGUUAACAAAUUAAAUACUGGAAAAGUGCGAAGCUUGUGAGUUAAGUUUGGUUUGUGAUAUCAUAUGCUUUUGGGGUUGGAAGAGCGUGCAAUGCAGAAGCUGAGUUUUCUGUAGUGAGAGAGAGACACAGAAGAAGAGGAACGCCAUGGUAGUUAGGAAAGUUGGUAAGUAUGAGAUUGGGAGGACGAUUGGGGAGGGAACCUUUGCGAAGGUGAAGUUCGCUCAGAACACAGAGACCGGCGAGAGUGUGGCCAUGAAGGUGCUCGACCGUAACACCAUCAUCAAGCACAAGAUGGUCGACCAGAUCAAGAGGGAGAUUUCCAUUAUGAAGCUAGUCAGGCAUCCUUAUGUUGUUCGUCUGCAUGAGGUUCUUGCUAGCCGUACUAAGAUUUAUAUCAUAUUGGAGUUCAUUACAGGUGGUGAAUUGUUUGAUAAAAUUAUACACCAUGGGCGUCUUAGUGAAGCUGAAUCUAGAAGAUAUUUCCAACAGCUUAUUGAUGGUGUAGAUUACUGCCACAGUAAGGGAGUUUAUCACAGAGAUUUAAAGCCUGAGAAUCUUUUACUUGAUUCAGAAGGAAAUAUAAAGAUUUCAGAUUUUGGUUUGAGUGCAUUGCCUGAGCAGGGAGUGAGUAUCCUUCGAACAACUUGUGGGACUCCAAACUAUGUUGCUCCUGAGGUACUCAGUCACAAGGGUUACAAUGGUGCUGUGGCAGAUGUUUGGUCCUGUGGGGUUAUCCUUUAUGUCUUAUUGGCUGGAUAUCUUCCCUUUGAUGAGCUUGAUCUAACCACCUUAUACAGUAAGAUUGAGAAAGCAGAGUUUUCAUGCCCUCCUUGGUUUCCUGUGGGUGCAAAAUCGUUGAUACAUAGAAUUUUGGAUCCAAAUCCUGAAACCCGUAUAACCAUUGAACAGAUAAGAAAUGAUGAAUGGUUUCAGAGGGGACAUGUUCCCGUCAGUCUUCUCGAGUAUGAAGAUGUAAAUCUGGAUGAUGUAAAUGCCGCUUUUGAUGAUGCUGAGGGACAGACGGCUAAUCAACAAUGUGAUAAUGAGGACAUGGGUCCUUUAAUGCUUAAUGCAUUUGACUUGAUAAUUCUAUCACAAGGCUUAAACCUUGCAACAAUGUUUGAUCGUGGACAGGACUCUGUGAAGUACCAAACCCGCUUUAUCUCUCAAAAGCCAGCUAAAGUGGUUUUAUCAAGUAUGGAAGUUGUGGCACAAUCAAUGGGAUUUAAGACGCAUAUUCGCAACUACAAGAUGAGGGUGGAGGGUAUUUCAGCAAAUAAAACGUCUUAUUUCUCGGUUAUCCUGGAAAUUUUUGAAGUGGCUCCCACAUUUUAUAUGGUAGACAUUCAGAAAGCAGCUGGAGAUGCAGGUGAAUACCUCAAGUUUUACAAGAACUUUUGUAACAAUCUUGAGGAUAUAAUCUGGAAACCGCCUCAUGAAGCAAGCAAAUCAAGGAUCUCUAAAACUAAAAGCAAAAGACGAUAGUUUCAUUACUCAUGAUAGCUUCUGCUUUAAUUGAAAAGAAAAAGUGGAAAAAUAAAGAUUCAUUGUGAUGGAACAUGAACUUUUAAAGAAGGAUUGACAUAUAGACGCACGGGCCCUGCAUAUCAAGGUUAAUCCAGUUUGCCUAAUCCCAACAUCCUAGGUACUUUUAAGUCCGCCCUAAACUUUACCAAUCACCACUUCAUAUAGAAGACCAAAUCCAAAUUCGAAAGAGGUAUAACGAGAGUAUAUGUUUAUAUAUAUAAUCUUGUAUUUUUGGUGUAUGUAACUCUUUAUUUAUCUGCUUUAUUAGUCCUACCAGUAAAAUGUAUCCUAUAGCCAUAAGAGUGCAAGUAUUCUGACAGUUGAUUAUGAUGUAUGUUACGUCGGGUUAUCAGUUACCACGACUAGAAUAUCGAAGGGUAGAUGUCACACUGUUUCAUGUGAUUUGUAUUUGUGGGUGCAUUAUUGAAACAAGAGAAAGAAAGCAGAGAAAUAGAAUUUAUCCAUGUUGCCCUG